AUGUAUCCAGAUAUGCAGGCUCUGCUACGGCGGGCCUCAUUGACUGGUCACACGCUUCUAGUCAUCCUCGCGAGCGGACCACGUCCGAUUUGGGAGAACGUCCUGAGGAGAGCUGUUUUUCUGGGUGGAGAGAUGAUCAUCCUAGGAGGUGGGCGCCACUACGAUCAAGUGAUUAUGCACCCUACAAUCAAGCGGUCGGGGAUCGAUAUCAUUCGAAGUUCCUCCUACAAGGUCAAAAUAUGGGCUUUCGGCAGCGGCCUGACUGGCCGUGAGAUCAGGAUCGCUGCUGACCACGCCGUACUGGGCACGGAUUUCCAGGCAUGGCUACUGAGGUCGAAAGACCAGCGUGGAGGAGAUCUCUACUGCUUCGAUGGCCGCAAUUCCACAACGUCAUGUUGUCUGUGA
Molecule: messenger RNA, 405 nt
Organism: Penicillium diatomitis
Lineage: Eukaryota; Fungi; Ascomycota; Eurotiomycetes; Eurotiales; Aspergillaceae
Product: uracil phosphoribosyltransferase
Exons: 1
Coding region: 1-405 (134 amino acids)
Source: RefSeq, a predicted model, not a curated record